UUUGGGGAAUUUGAGAUUUUUUAUAAUCCCCCUGGAUUUUGGGGAUAAAUCCCGGGAUUUUGGGUCCGUUCCCCGCAGUUUGAGAUGCUGAACGCGGAGCUGGAGGGGAACCAGGAGCUGGCCAAUUCCCGCAUGGCCGAGCUGGAGAAGCUGCAGGUGGAGCUGCAGGCGGCCGUCAGGGGCCAGGAGCGCCUCAAGGUGGCGCUCCGCUCCCUCCCCGAGGACGCCGUCAAGGAGGCGCUGGAGUACAAGGUGCUGCAGUCGCAGUUCUCGCUGCUCUACCACGAGAGCCUGCAGGUGAAGACGCAGCUGGACGAGGCGCGGGCGCUGCUGCAGGCCACCAAGAACAGCCACCUGCGCCACAUCGAGCACAUGGAGAGCGACGAGCUGGGGGUGCAGAAGCGGCUCCGCACCGAGGUGAUCCAGCUGGAGGACACCUUGGCGCAGGUGCGCAAGGAGUACGAGAUGCUGCGCAUCGAGUUCGAGCAGAACCUGGCCGCCAACGAGCAGGCGGGCCCCAUUAACCGCGAGAUGCGGCACCUGAUCAGCUCCCUGCAGAACCACAACCACCAGCUCAAGGGCGACGUGCAGCGCUACAAGCGCAAACUGCGCGAGGUGCAGGCCGAGAUCGGCAAGCUCCGCCUCCAGGCCAGCGGCGCCCCUCCCCCUCCCACCCCCGCCCCUCCACGCCCCGGCGCCCGCGGGGGGGAGGGGCGCGAGAGGCCGAAGGCGGGGCCCGAGGAGGCCAAGAAGAAGGACUCGGAGGUGCUGAAGCAGCUGAGGGCGGAGCUGAAGAAGGCGCAGGAGAACCAGAAGGAGAUGAAGCUGCUCCUGGACAUGUACAAGUCGGCGCCCAAGGAGCAGCGCGACAAAGUGACGCUGAUGGCGGCCGAGAGGAAGAGCAAGGCCGAGCUGGAGGAGCUGCGGGGGCGCUGGCGGGAGCUGGAGGAGCGCGAGCGGCGCGAGAGCAAGAAGCUGGCGGACGAGGAGGCGCUGCGGCGGCUGCGGCUGAGCGAGGAGCAGAUCGAGCACCUGCAGCGGCGCCUGGCCGCCACCAAACAGGAGGAGGAGGCGCUGCUGUCGGAGAUGGACGUGACGGGCCAGGCCUUCGAGGACAUGCAGGAGCAGAACCUGCGGCUGCUGCAGCAGCUGCGCGAGAAGGACGACGCCAACUUCAAGCUGAUGUCGGAGCGCAUCAAAGCCAACCAGAUCCACAAGCUGCUGCGCGAGGAGAAGGACGAGCUGGCCGAGCAGGUGCUGGCCCUCAAGGCGCAGGUGGAGGCGCAGCUGCAGGUGGUGCAGAAGCUGGAGGAGAAGGAGCGCGGCCUCCAGAGCGCCCUGGGCGCCGUGGAGAAGGAGCUGAACCUGCGCUCGCAGGCGCUGGAGCUGCACAAGAGAAAGGCGGUGGAGGCGGCGCAGCUGGCCGAGGACCUGCGGGCGCAGGGCGAGCACGUGCAGGCGCGGCUGCGGGAGCUGCAGGUGUGCGCCGCCGAGAACCGAGCGGCCAAGGACAAGGAGUCGCUGAGCCUCAAGAGGGCGCAGGAGGAGCUGUCGCGCCUGCGCCGGAAGCUGGAGAAGCAGCGCAAGGUCGAGGUUUACGCCGACGCCGACCAGAUCCUGCAGGAGGAGAUCAAGGAGUACCGGGCCCGGCUGACGUGCCCGUGCUGCAACGCCCGCAAGAAGGACGCGGUGCUGACCAAGUGCUUCCACGUCUUCUGCUUCGAGUGCGUCAAGAGCCGCUACGACACGCGGCAGCGCAAGUGCCCCAAGUGCAACGCCGCCUUCGGCGCCCACGACUUCCACCGCGUCUACAUCAGCUGAGCGGCCGGGCGGCGGACGGGGAGGUCGCCUGGUGGCCGUCGGGGGUCGCUUGGGGGUCGUCGGGGGUCGCUUGGGGGU
Molecule: messenger RNA, 1899 nt
Organism: Hirundo rustica (Barn swallow)
Lineage: Eukaryota; Metazoa; Chordata; Aves; Passeriformes; Hirundinidae
Product: E3 ubiquitin-protein ligase BRE1B-like
Exons: 13
Coding region: 85-1821 (578 amino acids)
Cellular component (GO): nucleus; HULC complex
Molecular function (GO): ubiquitin protein ligase activity; metal ion binding
Source: RefSeq, a predicted model, not a curated record